Messenger RNA from Oncorhynchus keta (chum salmon), 1103 nucleotides. Its product is annotated as ragulator complex protein LAMTOR2. Gene Ontology annotation, biological process: positive regulation of TOR signaling; cellular response to amino acid stimulus. Lineage: Eukaryota; Metazoa; Chordata; Actinopteri; Salmoniformes; Salmonidae. The coding region runs from base 225 to 602 and encodes 125 amino acids. The record is from RefSeq and is a predicted model, not a curated record. Gene Ontology annotation, molecular function: molecular adaptor activity; guanyl-nucleotide exchange factor activity. Gene Ontology annotation, cellular component: Ragulator complex. The transcript is spliced from 4 exons.
GAAAAGGUGCACUUUGAAUAUAUUAUUCCAGUGACCGGUUUCAAUCGUCUGGAACGCACCCACUGCAAUUCCCAUAAUGCAUUACGAUUUGUAUCAGGAAGUUGAAGGAGUCAGCUGACUGGAUUGUGUUGUUGUAGAAGAAGUCACUGAACUGGAUGGUAAAAUACACUUCAUAAUUUCGCCUAAAUUAAUUCAGUUGCUGCAAAGUAUUACUCACUCCAACCAUGUUGCGGCCAAAAGCAUUGACGCAAGUUCUCAGCCAGGCAAAUACAAGCGGAGUACAAAGCACACUAUUGUUAAAUAAUGAGGGGUCUCUUUUGGCUUACUCUGGCUAUGGGGACACUGACGCUCGAGUGACCGCUGCCAUUGCAAGCAACAUCUGGUCGGCCUAUGACAAGAACGGGCAUCAAGCUUUUAACGAAGAUAAACUGAAAUUCAUUCUGAUGGAUUGCAUGGAAGGCAGGGUGGCCAUCACACGGGUAGCUAACCUACUGCUGUGCAUGUAUGCCAAAGAGACAGUGGGCUUUGGAAUGCUUAAAGCCAAGGCUGAAGCAUUGGUGCUGUACCUGGAGGAACCUUUAACCCAAGUUGCUGCAUCAUAGGGGAAGUCUGGCUGGAGUGUUGUCUUCAAUUUUGUAUCCCGUGAUAAUACAUGAACACUUGUUGCUUAUGUGACUGCUUCACCUGGUCUUCAUGAAACGCUGCAGUCUGUGUAUGAAUGGACUGAGUAUUUUUCUUCUGAUUACUGUAUUUAUACCCCGUAUGUUCUAACUUAAUGCUUGAGUUUAGUAAUUUGGCCGUUUGUGGCAUGCAGUUCAAAUGUCAAGUUCACACAUUGUGUAAGGCGGGCUAUGUAAAUCUUCAAUGAAUUUCACUGCCUGUAAGAGGACUCCUUUCUCAACUGCUGAAAAUGCUGACACAUUAACUUUAAGGCAUUCGCUGUUUACCCUAGUCAGAAUAUUACAUUUAUCUGUUGUUGCCACGCAAUAACAUUUAUGAUAUCCUUUUGUAACAGGCUAUCCAUAAACUCUUUUUUUUCUCCAAUGAAAAAUCAAUAUGUAUUUGUCUUCAAAAAUAUGAAAUACAUAAAACCAUUUGAUUCA